Arachis ipaensis is the source of this 1169-nucleotide messenger RNA. NCBI's taxonomy places the organism in Eukaryota, Viridiplantae, Streptophyta, Magnoliopsida, Fabales, Fabaceae. The record is from RefSeq and is a predicted model, not a curated record.
CGAAGGCCGAGGGGGAAUGGAGAUGAUGGCGAUGAAGAAGACAGCGGCGGUGUUUGUGGUCAACUUGCUGCUUUUGGUGGCAUUUUGUAGUGCGAUCGAAUCACCGCAGUACACACUAAUCCACAAGGAGUCGGAAUUCGAGAUCAGGCUCUAUCAACACUCUGUUUGGAUGUCCGCGCCUGCUCUUCUUCAACUUUCCUUCCAGAAAGCCACCUGGAACGGUUUCCAUAGGUUGUUUCAAUUCAUACAAGGUGCCAACCUUAACUUCUCUCGAAUUCCCAUGACUGCUCCGGUGCUGACAACAAUGGUCCCCGGAGCUGGACCCCUCGAAUCACAAGGGUAUUAUGUUAGUCUUUACUUGCCUGUCAAGUUCCAAGCCACCCCACCACUCCCAUUGCCAGAACUCAGCAUCAAGCCCCACAAAUUCGCCAGCCACUGCAUUGCGGUCAGAGAGUUCUCUGGUUUUGCCAAGGAUGAUAGGGUUGUCAAAGAAGCUCAAAAGCUUGCCACCUGCCUCAGCAGGUCCCCUUGGGCUGACUCAACUCCCUCCAGGAGUUCUUACUCCAUUGCUCAGUAUGAUGCUCCUUUUAAGACCGUUAAGCCCCGGAACGAGGUUUGGGUCGACAUUGAUGCCCCUGAUUUGGGUUGUAAAUCAGUUGAUGUUGCAGCAUAUUGAAAGAAUUGUUGUUGAUCACUUGAAAAAUAUUUUUCUUUUUCCCUUUUGUAACUGGAACUGCCUCCUUCAUGUGGUCUAUAGUUUGUGCAUUUGUUUUUCCUUUUAGAAUGUGAAAAAAUAAUUAUUUUAUUAGUCAAAUUCUACAUAUAGGAUUUGGAUGGUAGAAAACGGUAUGGAAAGAAAAGUACAAAUUUCUAUAUCAAGUAGUAAGGGGCGAUCCGCGCUCCACAAACUAUGGAUUACAACAAUCAAGUACCGCAAAAAGGAGAAGUUUAUCUACUUUUUAAUAACCAAAUGAAAUGUCUUUCACAACAAUCAACUUUUCACAAAGCUUAGGCGAGUUUCUACAAUUCUAUGUCUAUGUUUUAGACAUAACGUUGCUUUAAAGCUAAUAAAACUUAACUUCUGUAAAGUGGAAAAUACCGGUACAAAAUUGUCCUUAGUCAGUGAAAGCUCCGGCGUCACGGGAUCCACCAGCAGACCCAUGAAAAAU